Molecule: messenger RNA, 1269 nt
Organism: Orbicella faveolata
Lineage: Eukaryota; Metazoa; Cnidaria; Anthozoa; Scleractinia; Merulinidae
Product: dnaJ homolog subfamily C member 3-like
Biological process (GO): protein folding in endoplasmic reticulum
Cellular component (GO): endoplasmic reticulum
Molecular function (GO): misfolded protein binding; protein-folding chaperone binding
Source: RefSeq, a predicted model, not a curated record
AUGGUUAUAAGAUCUGACUGGAAAAGGCUGUUUGUGUUGUUGUGUAUCGGUUUAAAUCGAUUGCAGGUCCAAGAAGGUCUUGACAGAGCGCAAAGACUACAAAAGCAGUCCAAGAAACGGGAUUACUAUAAAAUAUUGGGAUUGAAAAGGUCAGCAACGAAGAAGGAAAUCAUGCGGUCGUACCGAAAACUCGCUGUACAAUGGCAUCCUGAUCAUUAUGAAGGCGACGAUAAGAAGAAAGCCGAGAAAAUGUUCAUCGACAUCGCUGCAGCUAAGGAAGUGCUCAGCGACCCUGAAAAACGUGCAAAAUACGAUAACGGCGAAGACCCGUUGGACCCAGAAGCACAAAGCGGUGGCGGCCAUCAAUGGCAUCACGGAGGAUUUCCAUUCGGAGAAGGAUUCCAGUUCAAAUUUCACUUCAACUGAGUCAUUCUUUACGGGAGCAGAAUUUAGGUUUCCAUUCUAGUUUUUGUCUUUGUACUGACCAAGGAAUCCCAUCGUUACAGGAAUCAGAGGGAAAGAAAUUUUAACCUGGAAUAUUAUAAUUAUAAUUAUAAUUUAUUACAAUUAUAAUUGAUUAUAAUUGUAGUGAAUAUAAUUAUCUCGGGAGGUCACUGAUCUGUCUACUUGGUUGUCAUGGUGAGCAAGCAAUUUCAAAACACAUCUUCGAGUUUCGCGAUAAUUCUAAACAAAUGGUUAUAAGAUCUGACUGGAAAAGGCUGUUUGUGUUGGUGGAAAGACAACGCUUUUUUCCCGUUCUAUCUUCUUGGGAGACAUUGAAUUGAUAUUAGUCAAUUUUUUCCAAUUUACGUUACCUAAUUGUACAGCUCGGUUUAGCAAGCGAAUCACUAAACAGAGAUUUACACAGGCUAGAAUUGUAGUCUCCAGUUAUUAGCUUUGUAGAACAGAUGAAAAAAAAAAAAACAAACUGAUCAAGUCAAUUGAUUUAUUUCGUUGGUGAAAAAUCCGCACCGAUCGUUACAAAGCAACUGCUUAUUGUGUUCGGUAAACAUUACGUAACGAGAAAACUGAUUUUAUCUUGAAGUGCUAAAGUAAACGAGGACGAACUUUUUCUUUCGUCGUUUUUAAUGCUAAAGCGGCAACUGAAUUCAAGCUAACAAGCCGAAAUCGAGAUCACAUAGUGUACAUUUUUAUGCUUUACACUUGACAAGAAGGUCAGCCCCAUGUCCCGAUACAAAUUAAAUAUACUGGGCAUGUAUUUAUAGCUGUAAAAAUCCACCACGUCGGGUAUUUUAGAAUAAAAAAAAA